AAAAAAGAAAAUGUUUUGUAUGCAUUGUAAUGUUGCCCUGGACUGGUAGAAAUUGUUUGUUUGUGUGUGUGUGUGUGUUUCAGACACACUUCUAUAGUUUAAAUAAAUAAGCUGCUGUGAAGCCAUGUGGGCAGCCAUUCAAGUUGAAUUGGGUUAUAGGGCAUAUACCCUUACAUAGCAGAUAACUGUGCAGAAUACAAUGGGUUUAGUUCUUAUACAAGAAGGUAAUUAGAAUUAUAGAUGACCAAUCAACCAAUACAAAAGAAAAUGUUUUUGCUUCCAGAAGUUACUGGUCAUUGAAACCUUUCCCUGUCUGAUAUAUUCAGUGACAGGGACAUUCCAGACUUGCUCUAAUCUCUGUUGACAAAAGCUGCGACCACAACAUCACACCACAGUCCAGACAUGUAGUCUGCAGAUUCUGCCCCGUGACCCAUUUUGUGUGGUUCAUCGGGAUUUGCAAACAUAUUAACAGCAGCAGGAAAAAUGUAGGCAGACCAGAAUAAAGAGGAACAAGUAUGUUGCUGUCAGAGACUGAUGUUUCAGAUACCUGCCUGAUCUUGCAAUUUUCUUUUUGAAAUUCGGCUUUUGCAAUUGCACUCACUAGAGAUGUGGCUCCCCACUCAACCUGAUCCAAAGCAAGAAAGUUGUUUACCAAUCCUGGAAACCAUUCUGUUAUAUGUAUUUCAUCCGGACCCAAACACAACGGGAGACCAACACGUUUUCACCAAGACCAGCUGAAAUAGGAAGAGAAAAUGCAGAGUGUCAACGUUCCAAACUGCAACUAUUCUUCUCAGUUUCAAUAUUCCCUUUAUUCCACAACUUUCAUCAUCGUCUUCACACUUGGUCUGCUAACCAACAGCAUUGCAUUGUGGGUUUUAUGCAGCUAUAAAAACAAGAAGAACAAGGCGAUCAUUUUUAUGAUAAAUUUGGCAUUUGCUGAUCUUGCUCACGUCCUGUCAUUGCCUCUACGAAUUUAUUACUAUAUUAACCGCAAGUGGGCGUUUGGAAACUUCAUGUGCUUACUGUGUUUCUAUCUGAAAUAUCUCAAUAUGUAUGCAAGCAUUUUCUUUCUAACUGCCAUAAGUGUCCAGCGUUAUGUCUUCACAACCAAUCCUUUCAAAGCCAAAGACUGGAAACGCCGCUAUGAUGUUGCCAUCAGUGCAGUUAUAUGGAUAGUUGUUGGGGGUGCAUGCCUGACCUUUCCACUGCUAAGAAAUUCUGAAUCAAACCACAAAAAUAACACCUGCUUUGCUGAUCUUGGGCUCAAAAAGACAGGAGUGGAGACCACGAUGUCCAUGCUAACUAUUGCAGAGAUGGCUGGAUUCAUUGUACCGAUGGCAGUCAUUAUAUACUGUACACUGAAAACUAAGACGGAGCUUAUAAGUGAAGGACAGCUAUGCCAUAAUAUCAGUGAAAAGCGCAAGGCCCUCAGAAUGGUUACAACAUGUGCUGUUGUAUUUUUUAUCUGCUUUGCACCAUAUCAUAUCAACUUCUUCUUUUAUAUGAUGCUCCAAAUUAAAAUCAUAGAACAUUGUGGAAUGUAUAAAUUCAUUAUGACUUUACACCCAUACACUCUCUGCCUUGCUAGUAUUAAUUGUUGUUUAGACCCAAUCCUGUACUUUUUCACUGCAAAAGAGUUUCAGAAUGAGGUCGCGAAGCACGGAUCAGUGAUGAGAGGGCGCCUUAUGAGUCGAGAGAGUAAUUCUUUUGUAAAGGAAUGAGAACAAAAAUCUGCAAAUACUCAAAGAACUGCAUGGAAUAAUACAAACACUUCCAAGCCAACCGGACUAUGUGCUGAAUCAGACAGAGGACAGUUGCUAGAAAACAUUGUAUAACGUCUGUAAAUAUUUCAGUUAUAAAAAUAAUACAAAUGCACUAUGAGCCAUUUAGUCCCUAGAGAGAAAAACAUAAAAUGGCAACCAUGACACAGGAGGAGUCUGCAUCUAUAAGUAAUAAAUAUAAAUAUUUCUAUUAUCAUUGUGGAAAUGAAAAGGAAGCAGAAGCUGUUUUAAGAGCACAGCUCCUGGCAUGAUAAGAGGAGGAUGACCCACAGUCAGGUGCAAGGCCAAGAAUAUCAACAUCUCAAUGAUGAAAACAUUAAUGAUGAAAGUUAACUGACAAAAACUACAUUUUUGUUAAACCUGUAAAUAUGGAUUUAUGUAAUUAGAGCAAAAAUGCGGUUAUUAUGCAAAAAUUCACAAGAGGUAAAAUCAUCUAUUGUCGUAUUCCCCUUUUAGUAAAUCAGCAAUGCUGAGUGGAAUCUUUAUUUUUGGUGAAACUAUUCGAAAUUUUCACUUUCUCCCUGUAGUAAAUGUGACCACCCAUUGUAAGUCAUUAUCCGAAGAGAGCAACAGAGCAACACCAAUUUUUAAACUGCUAUAAAUUAUGUGGUCUAUUUAUCAUGCUGUGUAAAAAGCGGAAUGAAACAUUACUGGUGAUAUGGCUCAUAGCAACCAAUCAGAUCUUUGCUUUUGAUUUGAACUGUUGAAAUCUAAUUGCCGAUUGGCUGCUAUGGGCAACAUCACCAGCAACGUGUCACUCCAUUUUUUGCACAACAUGAUAAACAGACCCUUCUCUUUGAUCAAUAAAAAAAAUUCUACAUUUUUAA
This is a messenger RNA of Xenopus laevis (African clawed frog), 2608 nucleotides long. RefSeq names its product P2Y receptor family member 10 S homeolog (gene p2ry10.S). Gene Ontology annotation, cellular component: membrane; plasma membrane. Gene Ontology annotation, biological process: signal transduction; phospholipase C-activating G protein-coupled receptor signaling pathway; G protein-coupled receptor signaling pathway. Bases 753 to 1721 code for a protein of 322 amino acids. Lineage: Eukaryota; Metazoa; Chordata; Amphibia; Anura; Pipidae. Gene Ontology annotation, molecular function: G protein-coupled receptor activity. The record is from RefSeq and is a predicted model, not a curated record. The transcript is spliced from 4 exons.